AUGGUAUCUCUGCGUCCGAAAGGAAUCGUUUCAGCGCACCUGUGCUUGGCCGUGGUUAUCGCAUCAGCUUGGAUGUCAUUGAUGAGACCCGUGCGAUGUGACAGCGGCGUUUUACACCGUAGCAACGGGGAUCGUAUGCUUGACAGCGGCGGCGUUGUAGGCAUAGACGGGGGAGAAGAAGUGUUCGGACCGGGCUUGGGUGAUAAUGAUGGGAACGCGGGCGACGUGGAAUCCCCGCGCUUCAGGAGAGCACUAUCCCAAGGGAAAGUGUCCCUGCUCAGCAGCUCGUUCGUGCUCAAAGGGGAUGCCACUCACAACCAGGCGAUGGUGCACUGGACGGGGGAGAACAGCAGCGUAAGUACCCGUCCCGUCCCGGUUCCAUUCAGUCGCGAUGUAUCGGGUUCCCUGCUUGUAGCCUACACAACCCACCAGUCACCAAGACAGCCCAUGCCAAUUGACACAAGUUAUUGUCAAUGCAGUAGCUAUACAUGCGUUAAUUAUUUUCCUUCAUAGUAUUGCGCAUUGCAUUGAAUCCCUAUGUAGAAAAAAAAAAUAUUCGAGUGCGCAUCUAAAAGGAUAGGCCAAUGGUCUGUGUUUACAACAGCUACUUUUCCUUUUGUGUGUCAUGCCCGGACUGGUGAGAGAGAGAGGGCAUGAUUAGGUGCGGAGAAAUGCGCCUGUCUUUUGUUUAGCUGCACAUGAUCUUGGCAGCCUGUUUGAACGGCGCGCACACUGGUUAGUGUUGUUGCCUGACAUUGUCAUAUGAUACGAAAGUGUGUAAAUAAUAUGUAUUGGUAUCAACCUUGAAUGAACGGUAUUUGUUCCAACAAAAUGAAUGCUGCAUAAUUAGAGGGUUAUAACCUAGUUUAAUUGACAUGUAAUUAAUUGACAUCUGUAACUGUAUAUUUUGUGCUUCCCAAGGCCGAGGUCAAGUCAGAGCAGGCCAAUGUAAACAACAUGAGAGGGGGCUUUGUGACUGGGUAG
Coregonus sp. 'balchen' is the source of this 984-nucleotide messenger RNA. The record is from the annotation of a GenBank genome assembly. Lineage: Eukaryota; Metazoa; Chordata; Actinopteri; Salmoniformes; Salmonidae.